AUGGCGGAAGACCGCAGCUGGAUGUACACGGGCCGUCAGAGCAGGACCUCAAUCACCCCCGAGUGGGCGGAGAAGGCGAUGGAGUUCGUGGAGCUCGCCUUCCGCCGCGUGCCGCCGGACGGCUGCGUGUGGUGCCCCUGCGCGUGCUGCGGCAACAGGCGAAAGCAGUCCAAGUACGACAUGCAGAUUCACCUGGGCAAGAACGGCUUCCAGCCUGAUUACACGGUGUGGGUGUACCACGGCGAGAGCCGCAGCGGCCGCACUGCUAAGCCGUCCCCCGGAGGCAAUGGUAAUCUUGACGGGAAAAAGGAUGUGGAGGUUGCUGCUGCUGGUGGGGAGGAAGUGUCAAAACCGCAGGGAGCUAAGACUAGAAAGAGGGAGAUUUCCCUGAUUGAGGCGUAUGCAUUAAGCAAGCUACGGAAAGAGGAGCGGAUAGAGUGGGGUUACCAACGGUACCUGUGGGAGAAGGAAAAACUCCGGCAGCAGGAGCAGCAGAAUGCACCAAAGAGGCCGCGCACCUCUGGCGCGCCCACUGCCGAGCUUGCUGAAGAUGAAGACAACAAGGAUGCCAACAGUUGUGCUUCCAGCUCUGGAUCAAUCUAGUGUUAUGUAUCUUACCUGUGAGAAUUCUAGCAUUGUUGUAGUUUCUGGACUUGUGAAAAAUUAUGCCGCCCCUGCUGCAGCUCCAAAUAUGUUCGAGAACAGCUCGUGCAUCCGAACAUGCUGAGACCUCCAGCCUACUAUCC
This is a messenger RNA of Lolium rigidum, 746 nucleotides long. RefSeq lists its product as uncharacterized. NCBI's taxonomy places the organism in Eukaryota, Viridiplantae, Streptophyta, Magnoliopsida, Poales, Poaceae. The record is from RefSeq and is a predicted model, not a curated record. Bases 1 to 603 code for a protein of 200 amino acids. The transcript is spliced from 3 exons.